AACUGACCUUGUAAGUUAGUAGUCGAUCAAACGCUGUACCGUCAACGUGGAAGCAUGGAUAAAGUUAAGGAAGUACUACGUAAGGCAGACGCUGUAUGUUUCGAUGUAGACUCGACAGUAAUAAAAGAGGAAGGCAUAGACGAAUUGGCGAAAUUUUGCGGAAAGGGCAAGGAGAUAGCCGAGCUCACAAACAAGGCGAUGGGUGGAUCCAUGACCUUCCAAGAAUCCCUCAACCUUCGCAUGAACAUUCUCCAACCAUCUGUAACCAAGAUUAAGGAAUUCCUGAACAGAAACCCUGCCAAUUUAUCUCCUGGAAUCAAAGAGGUGGUCGAUACCCUCAGGAGGAGAAACGUGGAGGUGUAUUUGGUCACUGGCGGAUUCAGAUGUAUCGUAUCACCGAUAGCCAGGCAGUUGGACAUCCCUGAAACGAACAUCUACUCCAACAGGAUGAAGUUUUAUUUCGACGGAGAGUACGCUGGUUUCGAUGAGAAUCAACCGACUUCCAGGAGCGGUGGAAAGGCUGAGGUUGUGAGGAUUUUAAAGGAGAAAUUCGGAUAUAAGAAUUUGGUUAUGAUAGGCGAUGGUGCCACUGAUUUGGAAGCUUGCCCUCCGGCCGAUGCUUUCAUAGGUUAUGGAGGCAACGUGGUGAGAGAAGGGGUGAAGAGGAAUGCCAAGUGGUUUGUAGAGGAUUUCCAAGAGGUUAUAGACGCCCUGAAAUAGGAAUAAUUUGGAAUAUCGUAUAUGAUUUGUAGAUAUUGUUUGGAUGAAUAAAUUGAAAUUUUGGGA
This is a messenger RNA of Coccinella septempunctata (seven-spotted ladybird), 786 nucleotides long. Its product is annotated as phosphoserine phosphatase. Gene Ontology annotation, molecular function: L-phosphoserine phosphatase activity; magnesium ion binding. The coding region runs from base 55 to 720 and encodes 221 amino acids. The record is from RefSeq and is a predicted model, not a curated record. Gene Ontology annotation, biological process: L-serine biosynthetic process; dephosphorylation. NCBI's taxonomy places the organism in Eukaryota, Metazoa, Arthropoda, Insecta, Coleoptera, Coccinellidae. Gene Ontology annotation, cellular component: cytoplasm. The transcript has a single exon.